Messenger RNA from Stylophora pistillata, 462 nucleotides. RefSeq lists its product as uncharacterized. NCBI's taxonomy places the organism in Eukaryota, Metazoa, Cnidaria, Anthozoa, Scleractinia, Pocilloporidae. The record is from RefSeq and is a predicted model, not a curated record.
UAAGUCACCACUCACUGCAUCCCGCAACGGGGAAACGCAACUGAUCGAGAAUGACUUGGUUACCCAUCUUUGUGUUAUCAGGACUGGAUAUAGUUGCACUCUUCUUCAAUGUCCGAAUGCUGAUAAUUUGCUUCAAAGACGAAUCGAAGUACACGUUUCUUGAAAAUUGCAGAGCACUGGCCAUUUGUCAAGGCGCUUGCCAAGUCACAAUUCUUAUUUCAGAUUCUGUAGAAUGGUGGAAUGGCUUCACUAUUCUACCUGGUGAGACAUGCAGAUUCUUCAGAGUCCUAUCGCUUUCUGUGAUGUUCUACCAGACUUGUAAUUUGACGGCGAUGAUGACGGUUUACAAUGAGCAUCCCGCAGGACAAAAAACCGAAGAGGCAAGUUGUAAUGCUCGAAUGUACGCCGCGCUUAGUUUGGGAGUCGUUGGGUCUGCAAUGAUCUUAUGGCACAAUUGUUUUA